CUAGGGUAAACGCUCCCUUAGUGGAGGUAGUACCAAUAGUGGCUGUAGUUGAAUAAACUAAGGUCUGUACAAGAAAUAAAUAGUAAUUUUAAAGCCAAUCAAUAUACAAAACGAUCUUACAACACCAACGAACCGUUCAAGCUGGGAUAAAUUUGUCGUAUUAACAAAACAACUAAUUAAACAUCGUUUAUUAAAUUGGUUGAAAAAUCGCUCUCAUUUCCUUAUGUUUUGCCUAGCAAAUGAGCUUUUUCAUUAACGCUUUAAUUCAUUUGUAAUGAUAUUUAUAAAAUCAAAUUGACACUUAGCACCUAAAAUAUUAGUUGUUUUUGUGUUUCAUAUGCUUUUUACAAUGAUUUUUACAAAUUUUCCCGUAUUUUCCCGUUGUUCCAUUAUGGGCACAGAAAAUCAACCGUGUUCCCUUAGUGGUUGCAUACCAGUGUUUACCAGUGACAUCUCUACUGAAAAAAGUAAACAAAGUUUUUUUCUCUUGAUUUUAUGUAAAAUAACGGAAUGGAUUCUACCACGAAAACGACACCCAACUACGAUGAAGCGGCGAUUUCCCGCUGCAUGGAAUUGGUGACCACCAAGCAAAUGACUUUAUAUGCAGCCUGCAAAACUUACGGCAUUCCUCAAUCCACCGUUCGUUACCGGCUGAGCAGCAAAUGGACCACCAAAGUCAGGAAAGGACCACAAACUGUGCUCACUGAAGUAGAGGAGCAAAAACUUGUGCAAUACCUAGUUGCUAUGGAGAAGAAAGGCUUUCCCGUGGUCAAAGAUUUGCUGCUCUACAAAGUGAAAACAUUCUUCGACUCAAGUUCUCGGUCUAAUCCGUUCACGGACAAUGUUCCAGGACGAAAGUGGAUGAAGGGAUUUCUUCGUCGACACCGUGAAAUCACGUUCCGUACACCAGAAACCGUUUCUUCCGCCAGCGCCAAGGUGAAGGAAGCUGAUAUUAGAGGGUGGUUUGCUAACCUCAAAUCCUACUUGGAAGAGAAUUGCCUGAUGGCAGCAGCACUGGAUCCGACCCGAAUCUACAACGGUGACGAAACGUCCUUCUUCCUACACCCGCAAACAAAAACCGUGCUUGCAAGCCGCGGUAGUAAAAAUGUGUACGAGAUCGAGCACGCUGACGGUCACAAGAACAUAACCGUAAUGUUUACGUUCGGAGCAGAUGGAUCUGUUGUGUCUCCAGGAGUUGUUCUUCCAAUGCAACGCUUAUCGGUGGAAAUUUUGCGCUCUUUUCCGGGUGAUUGGGGCGUCGGGAAGAGCCCAAAAGGAUGGAUGGAUACUACCAACUUCAUGUUGUACAUCCGAAAUGUAUUCUAUCCUCAUCUCCAGAAGAAAAAGGUUCGUUUCCCGGUACUCUAUUUCGUCGACGGUCAUUCCUCCCACACUGCCGCAGAGGUGGCUGAUUUAUGUUUGGAUUUGGGUAUCGUGUUAAUCGCAUUGUACCCAAAUACUACCCGAAUCACACAACCAGCAGAUGUCGCCAUAUUCAAACCACUCAAGUCAGCUUGGAAAAGCGCUGUUGCGGACUGGCGGAUGGAGUACGGAGGUCAGAAUCUUUUAUUGAAGGAUUUUCCUGGAGUUCUGCAGAAAGCGAUGGAUGGUGGAAUCAAAAAACACAGUAUCACGAAUGGAUUCAGAGUUUGUGGCCUCUAUCCUUUCGGAGCCGACUACGUGGACUAUGGGAAGUGCAUCGCCAAAUCAGUGACACAACGUGGUGUCGAUCCUACCUCGGAUUGCAGUGCAUCAGAUAACGGCGAAGAAUUUGGGAACGAGCAAGCUGCAUCUGAAACGGUUGACAUAUUGCCGGAAUUGAAUCUACAGUUUGAUGCGCAGAGCAUUGUUCUGGAAGACUCUGUGAUUAUUCCUACGGCAACGGUUCAUGCUGCAAUUGAUUGCAUUGGCAGAGAUCGCAUAAAUGGAUUUGGAGAUGAUUCUAACUCUUCGGAAGAGGGAGAAAUCAUCCGGACGAUUUAUGAAAUGCUGCUGAAGCCGUUCGAUUCACAGAACACAGAAGCCGAAUGUGGAUUGCAGGAGACAUCAUUUCUGAAUACUUCCACAGCUGAAGAAGAUUCUGCAUUUGUCGAGAACGUGGAAGAGGGCUCCUUUGAAAGCGACCCACCUCACAAUCCACGAGUGCUGCAGGAUUGCAAUGGCGAUAACUUUGCUGGUCGUAAAAUGAGCAUCUCGGAAUUGCUACAGACCCCGCCAACUCCACAAAGGAGCAGCAGUCAUAGAAAUUAUAAAAGAAAAUUUCAUCCGGUUCUGACAGCAUCAGAACGACUGGAAGAAAUACGUCGUCUUGAAGAAGAGAAGGAGAACGAAGUAGUGAGAAAGAAGGCUAAAGCAGAAGAAAGAGAACUAGCGAAAAUUGAGGCUGAAAAGGUAAAGCAAGAGAAAGCAAAAGCUCGGAAGCAAAAACAAGCGGAAACCGAAAUGAGAAAAAUCGAGAGAGCAGAACUUCGAAAGCGAAAGCAGGAAGAAACUGAGCAGCGAAAGAAAAAGAAGGAGAAAGAUAAGCUGAGUAAAGUAGCGAAAGAUAAUCAACAGAAGCAACUGAAGAUGGAGCUACUGGAGGCUUUGAAACUGCAGCAGCAAAGUUAAGCUGGUAUUCAUGGGUUUUAUUUUUUUUUGUUCCUGAAUUAGAUUUUUCGUUCAUUUGUCAUCACCGAAAUAUGAAAUCAGAUUGAUUUGUUUCCUCAUAACAUUGAACAAUAUUUCAAAUAGAAAUAAAGUUAUCGAUUAGAACUAUGA
Messenger RNA from Aedes aegypti (yellow fever mosquito), 2760 nucleotides. RefSeq lists its product as uncharacterized. The transcript is spliced from 3 exons. Gene Ontology annotation, molecular function: DNA binding. The coding region runs from base 511 to 2610 and encodes 699 amino acids. The record is from RefSeq and is a predicted model, not a curated record. Gene Ontology annotation, cellular component: nucleus. NCBI's taxonomy places the organism in Eukaryota, Metazoa, Arthropoda, Insecta, Diptera, Culicidae.